AUGGCCCCGCCACCAGAGAUUGCCAUCCCGUCCACCAGUGUCUCCGAAGACGUCGGUUCCAAACCGUACACGCUGUACAACAUCACACUCCGGCUACCCCUACGGUCGUUUGUCGUCCAGAAGCGCUACUCGGACUUUGCAAAGCUUCACAACACGCUCGUCCAACAAGUCGGCGUGCCGCCGCCGGAGCCCCUCCCGGGCAAGCACUGGCUGAAAUCUACCGUGCGCUCACCUGACCUCGCGAGGGACCGACAGAUUGCUCUGGAGAAGUAUCUCCGGACGAUUGCGGAGACGCCUGACCGACGAUGGAGAGACACCUCCGCCUGGCGGGCGUUUCUGAACCUGCCCAGCGCCAGCACCACCAGCUCAGCAGUGUCGGCGGCGGGGAUGGUGAGGCCGGCGGCGACGGGGGCGGCAGAUCCCCAGACAUGGCUGGACAUGUACAGGGAGUUGAAGCAGCACCUGAACGAGGCGAGGCAGUGCCUGUCACGGAGAGACGCGGCAUCGGACACGGGCAACAGCAAGGCGGCGGCAGAGGCGGGCGCAGCAGCAGGCAGGGUGCUCCUCAAAGCCGGCACCACCGUCACCAGCUUAUCGGAUGGCCUCCGCAAAAUCCAAGAAUCCAACAGGCUGGGCGAGGGCGAGCUCCGCCGUCGCCGAGACCUCGUGUCCAACGCGCGAAUGGAGCGCGACGCCCUUGAGAAACUGUCCACCACCCUAUUCAUCGCGUCGUCGUCGGGCAGCCACCCCCGUGGCAGUCCCACCGUCAACACAGCUGCCGCCGAGAAAGCAACCUCUUUCAGGAGCGCCCGCCCGGCGACGGGCCGCGUCCUCGGCGCACCGCUGCCCGAAACCGCGCAAACGAGGGAGCUCGACAACGAGGGGGUCCUCCAGCUGCAGAAGCGAGAAAUGGCCGCCCAGGACGAGGCCGUCGACAAACUGGCCGACAUUAUCCGGCGCCAAAAGGCAAUGGGCAUCCAGAUCAAGAACGAGGUCGAUGCGCAGUCCGAGAUGCUGGCAGCGUUGGACAGCGACGUAGACAGGGUGAAUGAUAAGCUGGGCGUGGCUCGGAACCGGAUCAAGAAACUGUGA
Messenger RNA from Metarhizium album ARSEF 1941, 1092 nucleotides. RefSeq names its product SNARE complex subunit. Gene Ontology annotation, molecular function: phosphatidylinositol binding; SNAP receptor activity; SNARE binding. Gene Ontology annotation, biological process: Golgi to vacuole transport; vesicle fusion; intracellular protein transport. The record is from RefSeq and is a predicted model, not a curated record. Bases 1 to 1092 code for a protein of 363 amino acids. Gene Ontology annotation, cellular component: endomembrane system; SNARE complex. The transcript has a single exon. NCBI's taxonomy places the organism in Eukaryota, Fungi, Ascomycota, Sordariomycetes, Hypocreales, Clavicipitaceae.